Messenger RNA from Daphnia magna, 1798 nucleotides. RefSeq names its product UDP-glucosyltransferase 2-like. The coding region runs from base 398 to 1705 and encodes 435 amino acids. The transcript is spliced from 4 exons. NCBI's taxonomy places the organism in Eukaryota, Metazoa, Arthropoda, Branchiopoda, Diplostraca, Daphniidae. Gene Ontology annotation, molecular function: UDP-glycosyltransferase activity. The record is from RefSeq and is a predicted model, not a curated record.
UCACUGAAACCACACUAGUGCCAUCGUAACCCGACUGAAACGGUGUUAGUAUUACCUUACGUGUGCCUCUCUGUGAUGAAUACUUAAUGGGAUAGUCUUGUUGGACUGUAAAUCGAGUUAAAAGUGGACCCACAUUGGGUGACGUCAAAACUCCACAUCGAUUCAACCUAUAGGUGAGGCUCUACCAGUGGCGGAGGGAUCUCGAAUCCUCAUUGUAGCUGCUCACGGUACAAAGAGCCAUCAGAAUGUCUACGUCCCAUUAACGAAAAAACUGGCAACACGAGGACAUCAUGUAACCAUCAUCUCCAAUUACGACAUCAGCGAAGUGGCUCGGCUGGACAACGUGCGGCAAAUAUGGCUAGAAGAAUUGGCGAUAGACAUCUCGAAAUUGCCCAAUAUGUUUACAGUCAUGUCGGACCCAUGGAAGAAAAUCGACAUGGCUGUCGAAGUCGUCAAAAUCCUCAUGAACCAACCAUCAACAAAUGCCGAAAUCACUUAUGGGGACCCACGCGUCCAGCAGCUAAUGGCCAGUGAAAGUUUCGACCUGGUUAUGAUUUCUGAAGCAUGCGGAUUGACUUGCUACCCAUUCGGUUGGCAUUUCAAAGCUCCAACAAUCGCCAUAAGUCCCAACGUUUUAUUCCCAGGACGGGCUUCAUUGCUGGGGGAUGACGAACACCACAGUUAUGUUCCUUUUUUACUCUCCUCUUUCACCGACAAAAUGAGCCUUUAUGAACGCACCAUCAAUUAUCUGGUGUCCAAAUUUUUUCAAACAUUUGUUCAUGACUGGCACUUGGAAACGGUGCACAGCAUCUUCAAGCGGACAAUCAACCCGGAAUGCCCACCUUUUAUUGAAAUUGAAAAGAAUUUCUCGUUGGUCUUCACCAACAGUCAUCCGAGUUUCAGCUAUCCGAGAACUCUUCCACCGCGAGUCAUUGAAGUGGGUGGACUUCAUUGUCGCCCGGCUAAACCCCUCCCGGAAGAUUUAGAAAAGUAUGUUUCUUCAUCCGAAGCUGGAUUCAUUGUCUUCGGAGUUGGUAGCGCCAUUAAUAUGGAAGACAUGCCAGAAGAGAUGAUUCAGUCUUUCAUCAAAGCUUUUUCCCGUCUACCUCAAAGAGUGAUCUGGCAAUGGAAGGGCAAAGUUCGAUCCGACUUACCUCGAAAUAUUAUGGCCAUCCCAUGGCUGCCUCAGCAAGAUUUAUUAGGACAUCGACAUUGUCGAGGAUUUUUAACUCACGGGGGCUUAAACAGCUUGCAGGAAGCAGUUUACCAUGGAGUUCCGGUCUUGGGAUUUCCAUUCGGUACCGAUCAAUAUCAUAACAUUGGACGGGCUAUUCAGGAAGGCUAUGCUGUUAAACUGGAAUGGAAAGAUGUUACCCAAGAAACAUUAACUACGUCCAUCCAAGAUAUCUUACACGAUUCCAAGUACAAAAAAUCGGCCAAGAGAUUAUCCGCCAUGUUUCGCGAUCAAAUUCAACCACCUCUAGAGCGAGCCGUUUUUUGGACUGAAUUCGUAUUGCGUCAUAAUGGCACCGAACAUUUGCGUUUGGGUUCAAUCGAUUUAGCACCCUAUCAGAGAGCACUAGUCGAUGUCUAUUUAGUUAUGGCUCUUUUUUUCAUUACUCCCAUUUUACUAAUGUUUUUCUGCGUGCGAAGGUGUUGCUGUCGCCGGCCAACAGUAACAGAUGCUGUAAAGAAGCAGCAAUAACUUGGGAAAAAACCAUUUGUUUUUGUAUAUUGUGACACAAUAUUGUGCAUGACUUGACAAAAUUUAGUCUCAAAUAGAGUAUCUCUGAUUUGA